CUGCAAAGUCACGAGGAGAUAAUUAAUGCAGGGAGCCCCACCCUCGUUUGACAAAGGGCCUAGGGAUGGAGGGGAAAGGAUCUCUAGUCAGUUCUGAUACAGUGAAGCUUGCUCUUUCUGACAAACAAGGAGAUGCCAUGGCCACUUGGACUAAGUGGAGAGGCCGUUUGUUUAUCAUAGAGAUAUACAUGUCUCUUUUUAUUCUCCAGUUCUUGACAUCGAGUCAGCUAAUACAGCAAAACAUAUUCCAAAAGUUUGCUCGUGAGACUCUCUCAGAAACACAUAACUACACCGCACCCAACCACUCCAUCUGUCUAAAGCAAGACUACAUCGUGAGUGCUACUGGUAACAAUGAUUCCAUCAUAGAGAUACAGAAGAGAGCCAAUAAUUUGGCUAUGUAUCUUGAGGUCAUUGGUCUGUGUGCAUCUGGUGUCAUGGCUCUGUUUUAUGGUUCAUUGUCAGAUAUCAUUGGUCGAAAGCCUAUUCUAACAGUGGCGUUGAUUGGGAUGACAAUAAUGUGUGCUAUACAAUUUGCUGUCAUUGAGUUUGAUCUCAAUAACUAUAGUAUAUGGCUAAUAGUUGCUGCUGGUAUAAACGGAUUUCUUGGAGGGACAGCAACAAUGUUAGGCGUCUCCUUUGCCUCUGUCAGUGAUGUUACUUCAAGAAAAUGGCGAACACUACGUCUGGGUACAACUGAGUCUAGUAUAGGCUUUGGUAAAGCAGCAAGUUAUACAGUAGUCUAUUAUUGGAUCAACAGUAAUGGCUGUGAUUUUAAAGGUCCAGCAUACACCCUAAUUGGAAUCGUACCUUUAACAUUCAUUUACUUGAUAUUACUACCAGAAUCACUGCCACCAAAAGAAAGGAGACAAAACGGAGGAGGCUUUAAGAAAAUUGCUAAUGGCAUCAAAGUAUUUAUUGAUCCUAGCAGGACAGGUCUCUCAAAGUGGUGGAGAGUAUGGGACUGUGUUGCAAUAAUUUCCAUUGAAUGUCUCUGUGUUAUUGGGGUAUAUCAAGUUAUCAACUAUUUCUUGCACAAUGAGCCACUUCAAUGGUCUUAUGAACUCAUUGGCAUCUAUGGCGUUGUAACUGCCCUUUCUACCGUUGUUACUUUAGUGAUCGUUCUUCCUUUGAUGAUAGCUCUACCUAUUCCUAGGCAGUAUAUGAAUCCUUCAUUCAUACUGCUUGCAUCUGUGAUUGCCGUUGUCACUAACAUCAUGAUGGCUACGGUUAAACAUGGUCAAGAUUGGGAAAUGUUCCUUGCUGGAACAGUUCAGACUUUACAAAUGAUUGCAUUCCCAUCAGUAAGGGCUAUACUAUCAGGUCUUGUAGAUGCUGAAGAUUAUGGAGCUGUUUUAUCUAUUACUGCCUCAAUACAAAUGUUUGGAUCGGCUGGUUCAACCGUUCUUUUUAAUGAGAUCUAUCGUCCAGAGGCUGAAGUGAAUGGACAUCAUUACAAUGCUGGGAUAAUCUUUUGGAUCACGGCUGGUUUUUGGGCUUCGUUGAUACCACUCAUCCUGCUGUUAUUUAAGAAGCAAGGUGAAACUAAAACCGAAAGCGUAAAAUUAUUGACAGGGUCACAAGAUCAAUACCAUACCAUACAAUAAACUAAGAUAAACUAUACUAGAUUAUUUUGCUAUUCUAUUUAAUUUAUUGUGUGCAUUAUCUCUUUUAUUAAACCUUUUGCUUAAUUUUGAUCUAA
Molecule: messenger RNA, 1699 nt
Organism: Amphimedon queenslandica
Lineage: Eukaryota; Metazoa; Porifera; Demospongiae; Haplosclerida; Niphatidae
Product: hippocampus abundant transcript-like protein 1
Exons: 4
Coding region: 66-1604 (512 amino acids)
Biological process (GO): transmembrane transport
Cellular component (GO): membrane
Molecular function (GO): transmembrane transporter activity
Source: RefSeq, a predicted model, not a curated record